Molecule: messenger RNA, 1584 nt
Organism: Pseudoliparis swirei
Lineage: Eukaryota; Metazoa; Chordata; Actinopteri; Perciformes; Liparidae
Gene: nit1
Product: nitrilase 1
Exons: 6
Coding region: 78-1034 (318 amino acids)
Molecular function (GO): hydrolase activity, acting on carbon-nitrogen (but not peptide) bonds, in linear amides
Source: RefSeq, a predicted model, not a curated record
UAACAGAAGAAGAAGGCGGUUCCUGCUGUACACUGAACCAAACGUAUGCGCUUCUCACGGGCGGCUCACUUGGGCCAAUGUUCACAGUCAGGUGCAUUUUGGGAACCUCUGCAAAGAAUCUGACCUCUCGUCCAGUUUUGAGACGCCGGAUCGAGCUGCAACGCAGGAUGUCGACCUCCCCUCUCCCGGUGGCUGCGGUGUGUCAGAUGACGGCCACCCCGGACAAAGAGGCCAACUUCUCCGCCUGUCGGCAGCUGGUGGAGGACGCCCAGCAGCGAGGGGCCUGCAUGGUGUUCCUCCCCGAGGGCUUCGACUACAUCGGAUCCAGCCGGGAGGAGACGCUGUCGCUGUCCGAGAGCCUGGCGGGAGACACGGUCUCAAAAUACACUCAGCUGGCCAGGAAGUUGGAAGUGUGGCUGUCUCUCGGAGGAUUUCAUGAACGACGACACGACUGGGAGUCCGACAGGCGAAUCUACAACAGUCACGUUAUCAUUAACGAUAAAGGCGACAUCGUUUCAGUUUACAGGAAGUCUCAUUUGUUCGAUGUGGAGCUGCCAGAAAAAGGGGUGUGCCUUAAAGAAAGCGCCUUCACCGUCCCCGGGCCGGGCCUCGUGUCUCCGGUCCAAACUCCCAUCGGCAAGGUCGGCCUGGGCAUCUGCUAUGAUGUGAGAUUCCCAGAGUUAUCUCUGGCUCUGCGUAGGGACGCGGCCGAGAUCCUGACGUACCCGUCGGCCUUCACCGCGGCGACGGGAGCCGCUCACUGGGAGGUGUUGCUUCGCGCACGCGCAAUCGAGACCCAGUGCUUCGUCCUGGCGGCGGCGCAGGUCGGCCGGCACGGAGAGAAGCGGCGGUCGUACGGCCACGCGUUGGCGGUGGACCCGUGGGGCGAGGUGCUGGCCGACUGCGGCGGGGAGGAGCCCGGCGUGGCGCUGGUGGAGAUCGACCCGGAGAAGGUCCGGAGCACCAGGAGGAGCAUGCCGGUCCAACAGCACCGCAGAGACGACGGUUUCUACCGGGGUCUGGAGAGCAGCUGACCGCGGGACACGUGUGCAGAGCGCAGGACUCUUUAUGGUUGUUCAGGCCUACGUCACGCUGCACGAGCACUACGCAGUUAAUGAAUGAGAGAUCAAAAGAUACGGGGAUGUCAGAUUGUUUAUUAAUGAGAAACACCAGGAGGUGGAAACAUGAGUGAGGAAAUAAGCACAGCCAAAUUAAUCUGUUAAUAAAUGAAGUGUAAAUAUGGAGAAUUCGAUUUCUGGUUUAACUUUUGAGUCAUUUUGUCAUGGCUGCCAUAGAUAAUCUCAUUUAUAUUAAUAAUCGGCUUAAACCGAAUGACUCUGAAGUAAUAUUACUGCACAUGGUACUAUUAGAAAUAGGAUUGAAAUGGUAAAUAUGCCUGUUAUGGUUAAUUUGCAGAUAUAGGACCGAAAUGGAUAUGUUCAAAUUAUUUAAUUAAAUCAAAUAGUGUUGUGCUGAAUGGUUAUGAACUCAAAACGUCUGAAACAACAUCAAUUGGUUUGUUUGUCUUCUCUUUCGUAACAAAAUAAAUAGUUAACUUUCCUCCUUCUGCUUGAGGGCAACACA